Messenger RNA from Lodderomyces parapsilosis, 618 nucleotides. It is a transcript of the gene NUO1, whose product is annotated as Nuo1p. The record is from RefSeq and is a predicted model, not a curated record. Lineage: Eukaryota; Fungi; Ascomycota; Pichiomycetes; Serinales; Debaryomycetaceae. The transcript has a single exon. Bases 1 to 618 code for a protein of 205 amino acids.
AUGUCAUACACUCCAUCAAAUACGCCAGUCAGGGCUGCACCCAUUUCCGGUGACUAUGAAUUAAUUGAUGGAGACCCGUAUUUCACCAAAGUUAUCCGUUAUUUCCGUCCGUCAGAUUAUUUAAACUGGGGUAUAUCAACAGCCAUUGUUCCUCUUGGAAUCAAUGUAUGGGAAAGAUUAGAACCAUCUUUAGGUAAAGGCAUGAAGCCCUCUCCUAUCGCCGGUACCACAUAUCGUGCAGCAACUGCUAUUGGGUUUGUAGGAGGAUUCUUUUUAGCCUAUGUCAAAACAAGCCAACGUUUCCUUGGGUGGAGGGAGAAUUCUCGAGAAGUCGCUAAAGACAGAUACGAAGUCAAGGAAUUAUUGAGUCAAGGUAAAUUACCUUAUCACGAAAAUGAAAGUGUAUUGGAUGACAGGUCCAAGGAUGUUGCUAACAGAAAUUCUCAAUACAGCAACUCACUUUUAUUUAUAUUGCCUUGGUUCAACUUGGCAUAUCAUCCAUAUCACCAAGUGAAUUUGAAAAAGUACUAUGUUAAUAGACCGGGUGAAGAAGAUUGGGGUUUCAACCUAAAACCACUUGAUGAGAUUUAUUCCAGUAAUGCGAAAAAGUCAGUUUAG